Molecule: messenger RNA, 2529 nt
Organism: Papilio machaon (common yellow swallowtail)
Lineage: Eukaryota; Metazoa; Arthropoda; Insecta; Lepidoptera; Papilionidae
Product: V-type proton ATPase 116 kDa subunit a1
Exons: 15
Coding region: 1-2529 (842 amino acids)
Biological process (GO): proton transmembrane transport; vacuolar acidification
Cellular component (GO): plasma membrane; vacuolar proton-transporting V-type ATPase, V0 domain; vacuolar proton-transporting V-type ATPase complex
Molecular function (GO): proton-transporting ATPase activity, rotational mechanism; ATPase binding
Source: RefSeq, a predicted model, not a curated record
AUGACUGGUAUGGUAAGGAGUGAGGAGAUGGUGCUUUGCGACGUGUAUCUGCAGCCUGAAGCAGCAUUCGACAUCGUGUCUCGAUUCGGAGAAAUGGGCUGCUUGCAGUUUUUGGACGCUAAUCCAGAUGUAAAGCCUUAUGAAAGAAACUAUGUUGCGGAAGUUUGCCGCUGUGCCGAGAUGGAACGUCGACUUCGUUAUAUGGAAGGCGAGAUGAGAAAGGACAGUAUUAAAAUCCCUGGUCUCGACCACGACCCUCCGGCAUUACAACCGCACGAAAUGUCCCAGUUUGAAAACUCUCUAGAAAAGUGGGAGGCUGAUAUCUUGGACAUGUCUGAAAAUCAAACAAAUCUAUUAAACAACUAUUUAGAACUGAGAGAAAUGUCAUACUUAUUGACACAAAUCGGACCCUUACUUGGAGAUGCUGAAUUGUCUCCGGAUACUCUUUUAUCAAGGAAGGGCGGCGGAGAAACAGCCACUGCUGGUCGUCUGGUAGUAUUGUCCGGUGUUGUACACCGAAACAGGAGUUAUCCUUUUCAGAUGAUGCUCUGGAGGGUAUCACGAGGAAAUAUUUACUACAGACAAGCGUCAGAAGAUGCCAUAUUGCUGGACCCGAGCACGGGCAAGGACAUACGGAAAGUAGCGUUCCUUGCGAUAUGUCAGGGGGAACAGUUAAGUUCUCGAAUGGAGAAAGUAUGUGCCGGUUUUCGAGUGAACGUCUAUCCUUGUCCUGAGACGAAAGACGAACGUCUAAUGAUGACAAUGAAGCUUUACACAAGGGUUUCUGAUUUAGAACAGGUAAUUAAAAAGACAAAAUACCAUCGUUGCAAAGCUCUACGUACUGUGGGUAAGAGAUGGGCAUUGUGGAUGAUGCAAGUUAGAAAAUCUAAAUCCAUUUACCACACAAUGAACAUGUUCUCAUUGGAUAUAACCAAGAAUUGUCUAAUUGGCCAAUGUUGGGUUCCUAAGAGUGAUUUGGAAAGAGUGAAUGUUGUUUUGGCGGAGGUUUCGGCUAAGAUUGGUACUAAUGUGCCGUCAUUCAUAUCUAAGACGGAGACUUCUGAGGUACCACCAACGUACUUCAGAACCAACAGGUUUACUAACGGAUUUCAAACGCUUAUAAAUGCUUAUGGCGACUCCAAAUAUAGGGAAUUAAAUCCAGGUCUUUACACGAUUAUAACCUUUCCCUUUUUAUUUGCUAUAAUGUUUGGUGAUUUUGGACACGGUUGUAUACUGAUUCUAUUCAGUGGUUGGAUGAUUCUUACGGAGAAAAAACAUAUGGGCAUUCCUUCGGGUAAUGAAAUAUGGAACAUAAUGUUUGGUGGACGAUAUGUGAUAUUUCUGAUGGGUAUCUUCUCCGCAAUACUUGGUAUAUUAUACAACGAUAUAUUUUCCAAACAUGUUUAUUUGAUGGAAUCUUAUUGGAAGAAUACGUUCACCCUUGACGAUCUACAAGCAAGCCCCUAUAUAACUCUAGACCCCGCUUUAGAUACCAACAGACCAUACGCUUUUGGAGUUGAUCCAUUUUGGGGGUUUGCCACUAAUAGUAUUAUGAAUGGUAAUUCUAUGAAAAUGAAAAUGUCUAUCAUUAUUGGAAUAAUACAUAUGAUUUUUGGUCUGACAUUAAGUUUAUUUAAUCAUUUAUAUUUUAAGCGAUAUUAUGCUAUUUAUCUUCAAUUUAUUCCUCAAGUUUUAUUCUUAUGUUGCAUUUUCUUGUGGCUGGUUAUCUUAAUAUACAUGAAAUGGUUCAUGUUUAGUGGAAAAGCGACUGACGUAAAGAGAGGUCCGGGAUGUGCGCCGCUCAUUCUUAUCCUCUUCAUCGACAUGGCGCUAUUCACAACCUCCAAGCCUGUGGACAAGGAUUGUGAUGCCUACAUGUUUGAGAGCCAGCAAUCUUUGCAAAAGUUCCUCCUUAUAAUAGCAUUGCUGUGCGUGCCUAUCCUGUUUUUUGGUACUCCACUCUAUAUUUACGUGAAAAAUCAGAGUAAAAGAAAAGAACUACUGAAAUCAGGAAUCCACAGUAAAUUUAGAAAGUAUCAACAUGGGGGAUCAGUGUCGAAGUCCGAAGAGAGAAUGAAUAGCGAAAUAGCUAAAUAUUCUGUUCCUCUUGGCGAGAUUUUAAUUCAUCAAGCAAUCCACAGCAUUGAGUUUACUCUUAGUACUGUAUCACACACUGCGUCAUAUCUCCGGCUAUGGGCACUAUCUCUCGCUCAUCAACAAUUAUCGAAGAUGUUAUGGUCGAUGAUCAUGGCAAAGUUAGCUUUGAAAGAUCACAGCAGUCUUGCACCAGUGAAGAUAUUUGCAAUAUUUGCUGUGUGGGCAAUUUUUACGGUGUCUAUUUUAGUUGUCAUGGAAGGAUUGUCGGCGUUCCUACAUACAUUGCGUCUUCAUUGGGUGGAGUUUAUGAGCAAGUUUUUUGAAGGCGAAGGUUAUUGUUUUCGACCAUUCAAUUUUAAGGAGUUGUUUACUAAAGAUAAAGACUCCGGACCAGAAGCCUCGUGUAAGAAGAGAGCUGUCGUGGACAUCUAA